Peromyscus eremicus (cactus mouse) is the source of this 488-nucleotide messenger RNA. It is a transcript of the gene Ier3ip1, whose product is annotated as immediate early response 3 interacting protein 1. Gene Ontology annotation, cellular component: Golgi membrane; COPII-coated ER to Golgi transport vesicle; endoplasmic reticulum membrane. The transcript has 3 exons. Gene Ontology annotation, biological process: endoplasmic reticulum to Golgi vesicle-mediated transport. The record is from RefSeq and is a predicted model, not a curated record. The coding region runs from base 101 to 349 and encodes 82 amino acids. NCBI's taxonomy places the organism in Eukaryota, Metazoa, Chordata, Mammalia, Rodentia, Cricetidae.
GGGCCGCGCGGGCUCCCGUAGCCGGGCGCGGUGGUGGCGCCACGUCCCGGGCGGCGUCCGGGAAGGAGUCAGUCGGGCCUGGGAACUGUCUGGAGUGACUAUGGCCUUCACGCUGUACUCCCUGCUGCAGGCGGCCCUGCUGUGCGUGAACGCCAUCGCCGUGCUGCACGAGGAGCGCUUCCUCAAGAACAUUGGCUGGGGAACAGACCAGGGAAUUGGCGGAUUCGGAGAGGAGCCAGGGAUUAAAUCUCAGCUAAUGAACCUUAUUCGAUCUGUAAGAACCGUGAUGAGAGUGCCACUGAUAAUAGUAAACUCAAUUACUAUUGUAUUGCUUUUGUUAUUUGGCUGAACAUUGGGAAACCAGAGACUCAGAAGAGAUGCCCCAGAAGUUCCUCUUUCCAUCGUGACUGGAAUAUUCAUGUUUUAACAGGCUCAUCUUGCAGCUGACAAGAAAAUGUAAAGUUGACAAUAAAACCAGUUUCUAUUUA